Molecule: messenger RNA, 333 nt
Organism: Staurois parvus
Lineage: Eukaryota; Metazoa; Chordata; Amphibia; Anura; Ranidae
Source: the annotation of a GenBank genome assembly
AUGCAAGUGCCGGUUCUCGGCUGCACUUUCCUCACGCUGUCAGAUCGUGAGGAAAGUACUGCCGAGAACCGGCAGUUGUCAGAGCGGGGAUCGGCACCGAUCAUCAGGGCACUGAUGAUCAGUGCCCUGAUGAUCGGUGCCCAGCAGUGACCCCCGCAAGUUCCUCCCAGCAUGCACCCACCUGUGCCCCCACCUGUGCCACUCUGCAGUGCCACCUACCUGUGCCCAGAAGUGCCACCUACAUGUGCCAGCAGUGCCACCCACCUGUGCCCACCCACCUGUGCCCACCAGUGCCCACCCACCUGUGCCCACCAGUGCCACCCACCUGUGCCC